GAAACCGGAGCGAGAUAUUUGCAUUUCAGUCCCUGCGAAGAGAAAACCGUCGCGUCCUCGCCGCGCCGCUCGCGUCGGGAUCCCGCCGCCGCCCUACUCGGUCGACCAUGGGGACGGCGACGAUGGCGACUGCGGUGGGCGCGGCCAUGCUGCUCUACUUCGUGCUGAGCCGGCGGCUGGCGGGCGAGGACGUCUCAGCCCGCGGCGGUGGAGGGGGAGGAGUCGGGUCUGGAAAGCGGCGGAGGGGGCGCGCGCUGCGGCGGCCGGUGCAGCCGCCGGCGACGUGGAUCGAGGCGGUGGGCACGCUCGCGGAAACGCUGCGUUUCACCUACUCGGAGACGCUCGGCAAGUGGCCCAUCGGGGACCUCGCCUUCGGAAUCAAGUACCUCAUGCGCCGACAGGGCAAUUUACAUGUUGCCAGUGUAUAUGCUGGAAGUGAUUGCAUUGAAUUGAAAGGACCUCAAAUCAUGGAAGAGCUGAUUGUUCUACGGCGGUUGAUUGACCUGUGCUUUCUUUUCUCUAAGAAGCCAUUUCCAGUGUUUCGGGAAUUAGCUGGAUUUUCACAGGAGGAUGUUCUUAUUGAGGAACCAAAGGCGGGGAUUUUGAAGCCUGCCCAUACAAUUAUACGUGAUGAGUGCACCAAAUCCUUCCUUGUUUUGAUCCGAGGGACUCAUAGCAUGAAAGAUACUCUGACUGCUGCUACUGGGGCUGUAGUGCCAUUUCACCUCUCACUUUUGGAUGAAGGCGAUGUGAGCAAAUUAGUGUUAGGUUAUGCACACUGUGGGAUGGUUGCAGCAGCCCGCUGGAUUGCAAGAGGUGUAACACCAUGCCUCCGUGAAGCAGUCAGACAAUGCCCAGAGUACCAAAUCAAGAUUGUUGGCCAUUCAUUGGGUGGUGGUACUGCUGCAUUGCUAACCUACAUCCUUAGAGAACACAAAGAGUUUUCUUCAACAACUUGUGUUGCAUUUGCACCUGCUUCUUGCAUGACAUGGGAAUUAGCAGAAUCAGGCAAGCAUUUUGUGACAACGGUUGUCAAUGGAGCUGAUCUGGUUCCCACUGUAUCAACUGCAUCUAUUGAUGAUCUCCGUUCUGAGGUAACAGCUUCAUCAUGGUUAAAUGAUCUGAGGGAUCAAAUACAACAGACACGCUUCCUAAAUGUCGUUUACCGGUCAGCCACUGCUUUAGGAACUCGCCUGCAGUCUUUUUCUGGUGCGAGAGAGAGGGUUGCAGGUGCUGGAGCAUUUCUACGUCCUGUUUCAAACAAAACCCAGGUUGUGAUGAAACAAGCACAGAAUGUCGCACAGGCUGUUGCUAGAAGUCGGUCUGCAUUUUCCUCAUGGUCAUGCAUGGGUGCACGUCGUCGAGGUGUAGGUGUAGUUACUGCAUGUUCUAAAGAUGAUAUGAGAGUGGAAACCCAUGUAACAUCAACAGUUGAGUCAAAGUCUGUCCUUGUAGAACAUUGUGGCGCCAAGACCAUAGAAGAACUGCAGUAUACUGCAGCUAGUGUUUCUGUUCAUGAUGCAGCAGAGGAAGAAGAGGCUCUUUUGAGUGAACAUGAAACCUCCAGGGAGAAUGCCGAAGAAGAAACAACAGAGGGUGAGUUGUGGUAUGAGUUUGAGAAGGACUUGGAUCGACAAGCUGAAAUGGAGGCACGAACAAGGGAGGAAGAGGCAGCUGCAGCCAAAGAAAUAAUGGAAGAGGAAAGUGCUGUGCUAAAAGGUGUAGAUGACAGGCAGUCCUUCACACCAGAUAGCUUGGAGAGGCAGCAAUUCUACCCCCCUGGUAGAAUCAUGCACAUGGUUGCAAUGCCUCCCACAGACGCUGACCCAGAUGAUCCGGUUGCUGCUGACGAGUGCUGUGUUGGAAUAUAUGAGACCCCUAGAGAUCUUUACAGCAAGAUUCGACUCUCAAAUACCAUGAUCAAUGACCACUACAUGCCAAUGUAUAAGAAAAUGAUGGAAACAUUGAUUGAGAAGUUCGCGAGGGAUGAGGACUGCUAUUGUACAGGUUCUACUGCAGAAUAACAUGGAAGCAUGAAUGACCUAUGUACAUCGAUAACUGUACAAUACUCCGUGUUAGCUGUUAUUAGCCUAUCUGACAUUGCAAUAUACAAGAGGUGAUGUCCUCCUGACCCGUGAAAAAAGGAUUUUAGUUAGGGUCAUGUGAGUGUGUGAUGUGUAAAUGUAAAAGAAACCAGAAUCAGCAAUUUAAUACCUUUUCCAGUC
Zea mays is the source of this 2225-nucleotide messenger RNA. Its product is annotated as putative lipase class 3 family protein. Bases 108 to 2024 code for a protein of 638 amino acids. The transcript is spliced from 7 exons. Gene Ontology annotation, biological process: lipid catabolic process. The record is from RefSeq and is marked provisional. Lineage: Eukaryota; Viridiplantae; Streptophyta; Magnoliopsida; Poales; Poaceae.